This is a messenger RNA of Aspergillus costaricaensis CBS 115574, 1517 nucleotides long. Its product is annotated as BAG family molecular chaperone regulator. The record is from RefSeq and is a predicted model, not a curated record. Bases 1 to 1338 code for a protein of 445 amino acids. Lineage: Eukaryota; Fungi; Ascomycota; Eurotiomycetes; Eurotiales; Aspergillaceae. The transcript has 2 exons. Gene Ontology annotation, molecular function: protein-folding chaperone binding.
AUGCCUGUCUGCCUUGAGCAACAAGUAACUACCCUCUCCGCCUUAUCUGCCUGGUCCGGAGCUAAAGUGGCCAUCUUCCAUGACCUCAAACACGCCCUUCCCCUGUCGUCAUCCCCCUUCAUUGCCUCGUGCCCUGGCCGUCAAUCCAUGAGCCAGCUGCUCUCGCACAUUUCUCUGUCCUCGCUGGGCGAGACGUGUGCAUCCUACUUAGACCACGUCACCACCAACCUUCCUCCGUCCUUGCACACUUUCCACCAUCAACUCAUCGCCACGCUCUCAUCAGCCAAAGACUCGACUCCCCUGCGCCUGCUUACGCCUUGGCCCGAACUACUAGCGGACCACCCGGACGCCGCAUACACCACACCCGUCGCUUACACCCUCAUCGUCUGUACAAUUGUCAUUCUCGUCAUGUCCUGGCGCACUCCGUUCGCCAACUUCUGGCGCCGCGGUUACACCAACGUCGACAAUACCCCCCAAGUCACCGACAACGACUACAGCUACAUCACACAAGAUGAUAUCGUCAACCCACCCGCAAACACGUAUCGCAAUCAAUACGCAGGAGCGGAGGACACCGAGCCCGACACUCUUAUUCUGAAACACCGCAAGGAAAAGUACGAUCUGCACUUCCCGGCUUACGCUAUCAACGACGGCGCCCUCAGCGUGGGUCAACUGAGACAGCGGGCAGCGGAGGCGACGCGCACCCCUGAUCCGAAGCGGAUCAAACUGCUCUACAAGGGGAAGUUGUUGGACAACGACUCGCUGCCGUGUCGGUCGGAGGGUCUCAAACAACAGUCGGAAGUGCUAUGUGUCGUCUCCGGAGUGGAGCCGGGGGAGAGCUCGCCCAGUGAAUUGUCCGAGGCGGAGGCUGACAGGAACGCGGAAUCCGCCCGUCAGGAGGGAUCUAGUCGCAAGAAGUCGAAGAACAAGAAGCGCAACAGCAAGAAUAAGAAGAAGAGCGGAAAGCAAGGCGACGGUUCAAAUAGCCUCCCACCUCCCGCCGAAGAACCUCCGCGCCCGUCCAACGGAACCGGCAUGCCGCCCCCAGCACCCAAUUUGAAGUCGUUCAACAACCCGAUCGACCAAGUGAACGCCCUGUCGUCGUAUCUGCAGCGGGAGCUUGUUCCUCUCUGCGAGGACUACAUCACGAACACACCGGCGGAUGCCAAGUCACGCGAGUUCGAGUAUAAGAAGCUGACGGAGACGAUUCUGGCGCAGGUUCUUUUGAAUGCGGACAACAUCAACCCCGACGGUGUGCAGGAAAUCCGUGAUGCGCGCCGGGCUCUUGUAAAGUCAGCUCAGAACGCGCUCAACAGUCUGGACCAGGUCAGCAGGACAUAAGACGUCGCGGCUGGCAAAUUAUGCAACUUUUGCUUUUUCUUCUGUACAUGAGCGAUGGGAAUAUUCCAGGGAAAGAUGAUCAUAAUAAUACAACGAAAUAGAGAACACAUUAACCUUUUGCUAUCUUCAUUUGCUUUGCUUUGUUAGGGUCUGUCUGUCGGGUGCCAUCCAGGAGCUAC